AGUAACAUUGGGAGCCAAAAACAUAUAAACAACUUGCAACUUGGAGAAUAAAAAACAUUGGGAAAAUAAACUCUGACCGAAGAAAACUGGAUUAGGAACAUUUUAAAAACAAUUGGACCGUUGGUAGUAACAUGGUAAAACGGUCAAAUUAGUAAAAUAUAAAGAAAAACAAAAAAUUAAAUAAUGUUACCCUCGUGAAAUUUGUUAUAAAAACCAGAGCUGCCAAUGAGGAUUAUUACUUACUUCACCAAGCCUUUUUCAGUCUCGCCACUAGCUUUCAAGCGCUGCUUAGAUCAUAUUUCCUGGUUGUUUAGUCAAGAAUCAUAUACUUCCCAGCUGUGCCAUUUGGAUUUCAUAUUAUCCCUUUCGUUUUUCUACCACCUUUCAGUUUCUAACUCCAACAUUACAUCAAUGGCUGAAGCACUCCUUUCCGUGGUCCUAGAACAGUUGGUUUCCCUCACUCGUAAACAGAUAGAAGAAGAGGUGAGGCUGGUCGUGAAUGUUGACCGAGAAGUUGAAAAUCUCAUCUUCCAUUUCAAUGCUAUUCAAGCUGUGCUCCAGGAUGCAGAGGAGAGGCAGGUGAAGGAGGCCAACGUCAGAAACUGGCUGCGGAAUCUGGAGGAUGUGUCGUACGACAUAAACGACGUCUUGGAUGAGUGGAACACUGAACUUCUCAAGCACCAAAUUGAGAAAGAAGAAGAGAAAGAAGGUAAAAAUGUUGCCCUUACAAAAAGAAAGGUAUGCUUCUUCAUUCCUUCCCCCAGCGUUUGUUUUGGUUCAAUUGGUAAGGUAAUUAUGCGUCGUGACAUUGCUGUGAGAAUAAAGGAAAUAAAUGAAAAGUUAUCUGAGAUAGCCAUUUUAAGAAAAAAUUAUAACUUUCUUGAGAACACAAUUAGAGCCACUGAGAAACUUGAACGGGUUGAAACUUCUUCUUUUGUCCAAGUGUCUAGUAUAAUUGGUCGUGAAGAGGAGAAAAAUAGAUUAAUGAGCAUGUUGUUAAGUGAGAGCAGUCAACAAGGGAAGAGCCCAUUUGUGAUCCCCAUUGUGGGGAUGGGAGGAUUAGGAAAAACUGCCUUUGCCCAGUUAGUCUAUAAUGAUGAAAAUAUAAAAACUCAUUUUAAACCUAGAAUAUGGGUUUGUGUAUCAGACCCUUUUGAAGAGAUCAAGAUUGCCAGAGCCAUUGCUGAAGCUCUAAAUAAAGAUGAUAAUCGAAUUAAUUCAACUAGUUUGCAACCUUUGUUGGAAUGUAUAAAUGAAUAUAUUAGUGGUAAAAAGUUUCUCAUUUUUCUAGAUGAUGUGUGGACUCCAACCAUUAGUAAUUGGGAACCAUUAAUGGAAGCUUUACAAAAUAGUGCUAUAGGCAGUAGAAUAUUGGUGACCACGAGAAAAGAGACGGUUGCUACUGUGAUGGGAGCACCCGCUGAUCACGUAAUCCAUUUGACCAUCUUGAGUGAUCAAGAUUGUUUGCAAUUAUUCAAUAAAAUUGCCUUCUUUAAUAGAGAAAGAGAUGAUCAGCUUGAAGAUAUUGGGAGAAAAAUUGUAAAAAAGUGCAAUGGUUUGCCUCUUGCUGCAAAGACAUUAGCUAGUCUCAUGCGAUAUAAGAAAACUAGAAAAGAAUGGGUAGAUGUUUUGGAUAAUAAGAUAUGGGAGUUAGAAGAAGUUGAACAACAGGUUUUUCGAUCCCUAUUCCUAAGUUAUUAUGAGUUGAGUCCGGCAGAUAGACGUUGUCUUUUAUAUUGUGCAACUUUUCCAUUAUAGCUAUAAGAAAAACGAUUUGAUUGAGUACUGGAUGUCACAAGAAUAUCUCAGUAUGAAAGGAGAUAGUGAAAAAGAAAUAAUAAUAGGCCAACAGUACUUUGAUAACUUAGUGAUGCGUUCUUUUUUCCAAGAUUUUGGUAAAGACAGAGUGAAUGAUGAUAUUAUAGCUUGCAAAAUGCAUGAUAUUCUGCAUGACUUUGUACAGUUUGUCACCAAAAAUGAAUGUUUUAUUAUGGAGAUGGCAGAAAGUUGCAAAGAGAAAAACAUGGUAGUGGAUAAUAAGGUUCGUCAUUUGAAUAUAAUGUCAACAUACAAUGAUUCGUUUCCUGUUUCAAUCUACAAUUGCAAAGGAUUACGGACUCUGGUAAUUUCUACUUCAAAACUUCCUCUGUUACCCUCAGACUCAUUUUCAAAAUUGAAAAGCAUUAGAACGUUAAAGUUGAAUGAAAACUCAAUCAAAGAAGUUCCCGAAAGUAUUGGCGGACUAGUACAUUUGCGGUAUCUCGAUUUAAGUCAAAAUAAGGAACUGAAAGAAUUACCCGAUUCUGUGGGUAAUUUAUUCAAUCUGGAAACAUUGCGUCUCAUUGACUGCUUUAAACUCAGAGAACUACCGGUGAGCUUAAGAAAGUUGGUUAACUUAAAGCAUCUUUAUAUUGAGGGGUGCUACACUCUGAAAGUACCAAAAGAGAUCGGAAGAUUAAGAAAUCUGCAAAUCUUAGAUUGGUUGUGUCUUCAAGACGGUGGCGAUGAUGAUGAAGGAAUUUUCAAGUUAGGGGAUUUGGGAAACUUGGAGCAGCUUCAAGGGAGCCUUUGUAUAAGAAACUUGAAUUUAGCGAAAGAUGGGAGUGAGGCUAAAAAUGCGGAAUUGGUGAACAAGAAGAACCUCCUUCAUUUGACUCUACAUUUUUUGUACGGGAUAAGUGAGCCGAAUUUAAAGCACGAAGAAAUACUGAAUGGCUUUCAAGUGCAUACAAAUCUGGAGUCGUUGACUAUCUGGGGCAACCAUACUACCACCCUGUGUCCAAGUUGGAUGAUGAGCUGUCAUAAUCUGAGAAGGCUUGAAUUUUCUUAUGUUCCAUUUUGUGGGGUUUUGGCUCCUCCCGUGCCUUGAAUAUUUACAGAUAUAUUGGAUGCGGAGUGUGAAAAAGGUGGGAGUUGAAUUUUUGGGAAUAACAGGCGAAACACCGCAAACAUUAAUAAAGUCGUUUCCGAAAUUGAAAGAACUCACACUUGGAGAAAUGGAGCAGUGGGAAGAAUGGUAAAGGAGUAGAAGAAGAGGAUUCUAAAAUUACAAUAAUGCCAUCUCUUUUAUACUUUGAAAUCUUGUACUGCGCUAAGCUGAAAGCACUGCCGAACUUCCUAUGGAAGACCCCGCUGCGGGAAUUGAGCAUCUGCGACACGAGAUGUGGAACGGAGUGGGUGAAAAAGGCGUCUCAAGUCCAAAACAUCGAAAUUAAUGGCAACUUUGUGAAAAAAGACGGAGUUGAAAUGGAGGAGGAUUGAUGGUAGGGGUCUGCCUAUCUGAUCCACCUCCUGGGCUAAAAUGGUAUAAACACAUUCCUGGAUGAGUUUUGAUCAUUCUUUGAUCCUUUGGAAUAAGGAGAAUCAACACAGCACUGACAGCAGGUCUUUAUCUAGUAUGUUUCUUUUGAGGUGUUCAGUUCGCAGGUUCCUUAUGGUACGUAAUUGACUUGGCAGCUGCCCUUGUUCUAAUUCGAGCAGGGUCUUUACUUGGGACAAUAACCUGGUGCAAAUCAUGGAUGCAUGGAUGUCAUCUCCUCAGUCCUCACAAGGAUCAGCUUUACUUUCUGUGGCUGUGGAUCUUUCUGGUCCGUCAAACUUGACACAUCUGAGCUUUAGAAGAAACGAUGCAGUUCUUCGCAUGGAAACGAUGCAGUUCUUCGCAUGGAAUUAGUAGCUUCGGUUGCUGUAAUUAACUUGAUCAAGAUGGAAUUGGACAGAGUCAGAGUGUCAUGAGAUCCAUAGAAGACUUGCUCAUCUCCAAGUGUCCAAAACGACUACCAUGUUUGUGGAGACUCUGUCAAGUGGAAAUUACUUUAGUUUCUUAAUGCACCUGCAAAACAUAUAUAUUUGAGAAUUGGGCUUAGGAUCGUUGCAUCUCAAUUAAGAAGUUAGGGACAUUUUCCAGUCCAGAGGGCACGACUUCGUGAUGUUGCAAAGCCGCUCAAGCCACGCCAAUGUAGUUUUUGUUUCUAAGUCGCAUGCUUGAUUUUGGAGCUCUUUUCAGUCUUUCCACCCCAGUUUUUCUUUGGGCCCCAUUUGGUUCAUGGGAAAGGAGGCUUGGGAAUGAGAAUUCAAUUGCUUUCCCAUGUUUGGUAAGUUCAAGCAUGGGAAACAGUUUCCUGGCACAUGGGAAAGUAUGGGGGAAAAAUGAAGCCCUCUUUUCAACUUGGGAAAGUUUGGGAAAAUGAGCCAACAUUCAAUGCAUAAUUUUCAUGACUAUUUUGUCCCUAUAAACAAAUUAGAAUUACAAUGUAUCAUUAAAUGCAUUCUUUUUUUA
Messenger RNA from Prunus persica (peach), 4279 nucleotides. RefSeq names its product putative disease resistance protein RGA3. Gene Ontology annotation, biological process: defense response to other organism. Gene Ontology annotation, molecular function: ADP binding. Lineage: Eukaryota; Viridiplantae; Streptophyta; Magnoliopsida; Rosales; Rosaceae. The transcript is spliced from 5 exons. Bases 226 to 1758 code for a protein of 510 amino acids. The record is from RefSeq and is a predicted model, not a curated record.